Molecule: messenger RNA, 739 nt
Organism: Magallana angulata
Lineage: Eukaryota; Metazoa; Mollusca; Bivalvia; Ostreida; Ostreidae
Exons: 3
Coding region: 161-556 (131 amino acids)
Source: RefSeq, a predicted model, not a curated record
UUCUGGAGCUGAUUCCCCCAGUCACAAUAAAAGUCCAAGACUUAUCACAGACGAAUUUCCGCAGUCACUAGUCGUACACCAAUCGUAGUCAAAUCGUAGUCCAGUCGCAGGCCCGUACGAUAAUACAGCUAUUCGAACGCCACCAAGUCUCAAAAUAAAGAUGUCCGCGAAUAUCCUCGCUGUGCUAUUAGUUUUUGGUUGUGGAUUAAUCCACCUUGUAACGGGACAAUGUUUUGAGGUAAAGAAAAGCGAAGAAAAGGUGGAGGAGGCAGAAAGUGACGUAUGGCUGCCAAAUCGUUUCCACGAUUGGAUAAGCGGUUGUGAAUACAAAGGAGUACAAAUGAAGCCCGGAAAUGAGGUCAUAUUUCCGUUUCCGGACUGUACGGUCUGUGUGUGUACAGACAAGAGCCGAGUGAUCUGCUGCAGCGAACGAAUGGAGCCGAAGUCCGUCCCUAAACACUGUAAAGUUUUGAAGGAGGGCUGUGGAUAUAGAGUGGUGAUGAAGUUCGACAAGACCACUCCCUGUAAUGAGACAGUCACGGGAAAGGGGAGAUAAUCCAGUCAGCCGAAGGAAAGGGGAAUAAGCGAGCGAUCGAGAAAAAAAAAAAUAGCGCAAAGAAGUUAAUUUUGCUUUAUACUUAGUUAACUCAAAUGAUUUUGUAAUUGUCAAUCUUAAAUAGAAUUUGCAGUGAUAUGUUUGAAAUUGUUUUUAUAGGUAAUAAACAUAUUUGAUCUAAUA